CAUUCAGCUGCAAUCAUCAUACUAUUACUUGGUCACACGGUCGCUGUCUUGAAUUUGUAUUUUUUUUGGUUUUUCAGUUUUUAUUACUGAAUUUAACAAUACCUACUCCCAUUCUUGAAGUUAAUUCCUUUACCUGUAUCAUUUAACAAAUUUGUUCAAUGUCUUCCAAAAAAGUGUUUAAUGUCAAAGACAAAGUCUUUGCAAAAAUACGAGGUUAUCCUGCUUGGCCAGCAAUUAUAUCUGGUAUUAAACAUGAUGUUCCAUCACGACAAAAGUAUAAUGUUUAUUUUUAUGGAACUGGUGAACGUGCUGAAUGUAAAUCAGAUGAACUCUUUCCUUAUGAAGAAAACAAGUCAAAACUAGGAAAACCUAAUAAACGUAAAUAUUUUGCUGAAGCUUUAUUGCAAAUUGAAGAUGAAGAUAAUUCAAUUUUUCCUGAUGAUGAUCCACAAUUACUUACAAUGUCAAGUAACACAAGUAAUAUAAAAGAGUCUUUCAAAGACGAAUCUGCUGAAGUUGAAAAAUCAAACGAAUCUAAUACAGAGAGUGAAGGGAAAUUAUCAACCGAUGACUCUACUUUGUCUAAGGGGAAAAAAUCUAUUUCUUCCAGAAAGAGUUUGGGUCUCUCAAUUACCAAAGGAACGAAGAGAAAAAUAUCUGAUGUUAAAUCUGAAGCACCUUCUAAAAAAUCUAUAUCAAAUAAACAAGAUAUCUUUCAAACUUUAAAGCUUCAAGAAAAAUCUGUAGCUUAUGUAUUGGUAGAACCAUUGGAAGAAUGUGUAGUAGAAAGAGCAAUUAGUGGACAGCAGAAAACAGAUCAGGCUGCUGAUAAAAAUGUUAGUGCUGAUGAAAAAAUUACUGAAACACUUGAUAACCAAUCAGAAACUCUUAAUACAGCUGAAUCAGUUCUUGAAACUAGUGAUAUAUUAUCGGAUUCAAGUAAAACAGUAAAAUCUUUAUCAAAAAUAAAGAAUAGUCCUACAUCAAGUAGUGAAAUAUCGUCUACCAAUAGUGUAAAUGUAGGACAUGUAUCACGCUCUGGUCGUAAAAUUAAGCCAAAAAAAUAUUCUGAUUAUGAGAAUGAAUCAGAGGUGGUGCCAAAACGUUCAAGAUUAAGCAAAGAAAAUUCUAAAACUUCAGAAAAGCAUAAUACUAGCAAUGUUGAAACAGAUUCUUCAUCAGAACAAAAUCAUAAAACAAAAGAUACUAAUUCAGACACAAGAAAGAUAUCUAAAAGUCAUUCAGCAGCAUCUUUACCAUACAUAAAAAGUUCAGCAAAUAAAAAUUUGGAACAAGUGAAUAAUGAAAUCAGUGAGGACAACGAACUUCCAGUUGCAAUUAAAGAUCUCAUGGUUGGUGCUUUGACUCAUAUAGAAACUGAUUGGAAGAGAGCAGGUCCAAAAAAAAUCACUAAAAUUGAUUUAUUACAUACCGAAGUUGAUCUGUUGGAUUAUAUACAUAAAUUACGCUUAGCUUUACGAACUGAUCAUGCUGAUUGUGAUGGAGCAUUAGAAUUAUUAGAGCACAUUGUUGAACUUCAAAUUAAUGCUUUGAUGUUAAAAAAACAUCAAGAAAUUGUUGAAACAAUUAAACACGUGACAAGGUAUACUGGUAAUGCAAAAGAAUGGAAUCUAAGUAAAGAAGAAACUAUUGAACAUGACGAAAAGUCAACCCUAAUUCGACGCAAGGCUGAAAUAGUAUUUAAUAAAUUUGUAUCAUUGUUUACUGUGUCUGAUGGGCAAUCAUUCGAUGAGAUAUUUAAUAAAGAAGUUGAAGAAUUUUUUACAAAGACUAAACAUUUGGCUUGCGAUCAGAUAUAUGGGCUUACUUCAGAUAAAGAUUAUUUAUUAUAAAUAAUUAUUCUUACUAUUUAAAAAUUAAGAUAACCAAUAUUUUAUUUGUAGGUACAGUUCAGUUGUACUAUGAUUUACUGUUUAAUUAGAAUUCCACAACUAUUAUUAUAUUAUUUUUUGAUAAUAGGUUACAUUAUUUUGUAUCCGCAAUUAAAAGUUUUUACAUUAAGUUUUAAUAUUAAAUACAUUUUUAGUGUUAAUUUAUCAAUUUAGUAAGUGUGUUAAGUAACUAAUUUAAUUUAUAGUAUAAUAGUGGGUUUUUUUCAUUACACUGACAUUUGAAUACAUUUUUUUAAACUAGUGAUAAACAUUUAUUUGUAUUGAUUUUGCCUUCAUUUAAUUGAUAAUAGAUAACAUUUCAUUUUUAUUAUAUUUAUAGAUCUUAAGUAUUUAUGUGCGAAUGAAUUAAAAGUCAAUCACAAAUACUUUAUAAGAGUACAUGAAUAUAUUAAUGAUACAGACUAUGCAUUAAAUUAUCUUAUUUAAUUAUAUUAUAUGAAGAUGAAAUUUAUUGCAUUAAUAAUUAUUACUGUGCACAAUAUUACAGUAUUUAAUUUAUGUGAAAUUAUUAAAUAUUGACAGUAUAGCACUAAUUUUUUUCUUCAAUAAAACACUUAUGUUUAAUGAUAUUGUAUAAAAUGAGUUUACCAUAAAUAUAGACAAGUCGAAAGUUACUUAACUGAAUAAUUAUUGAUUUGUAAUUAGCCAUUAUAUUAAUUAAAAAAUAUACAGAACUUAAUCGAA
Molecule: messenger RNA, 2597 nt
Organism: Aphis gossypii (cotton aphid)
Lineage: Eukaryota; Metazoa; Arthropoda; Insecta; Hemiptera; Aphididae
Product: hepatoma-derived growth factor-related protein 2-like
Exons: 4
Coding region: 159-1853 (564 amino acids)
Biological process (GO): regulation of transcription by RNA polymerase II
Cellular component (GO): nucleus
Molecular function (GO): double-stranded DNA binding; transcription coregulator activity
Source: RefSeq, a predicted model, not a curated record